Molecule: messenger RNA, 3113 nt
Organism: Meleagris gallopavo (turkey)
Lineage: Eukaryota; Metazoa; Chordata; Aves; Galliformes; Phasianidae
Source: RefSeq, a predicted model, not a curated record
CCCGGAAGGAGGGAGGAAGCGGAGGCUGAAUUAAUCCCAGCCCCAAGAAUAGGGCCCAGGUGUCCCCGCUUCCUGCCGGCUCCGCGCUUCUCCCGGAGCUGCCCUGAAGCCUCGAGGAGGAGGGGGGUAUCCAGGGCAGCCCCCUCCGUUCUGCCCCAGGCACCGCGCAGCCCCCAGCCAUGGAAGCCACCACCUCUCUGCUGGAUGCUGCGGCCGUCGGGGAUCUGGUGAUGCUGGACCCGCUCAGCGAGGAGGCCCUGCUCCGCACCCUGCAGGAGCGCUUCAGCCGCGGGGAAAUCUAUACGUACAUUGGGGAGGUGGUGAUCUCAGUGAACCCCUACAAGCCGUUGCCCAUCUACACCCCCGAGAAGGUGGAGGAGUACCACAACUGCAACUUCUUUGCUGUGAAACCCCACAUCUACGCCAUUGCUGAUGAUGCAUAUUGCUCACUGCGGGACCGGGACCGGGACCAGUGCAUCCUCAUCACUGGUGAAAGUGGAGCUGGCAAGACAGAGGCCAGCAAGCUGGUGAUGUCCUAUGUGGCGGCCGUGAGCAGCAAAGGGGAGGAGGUGGACAAAGUGAAGGAGCAGCUGCUGCAGUCCAACCCUGUGCUGGAGGGUGAGUGCCCCACACACCCCAGGACUCACCCUCCCCACCCCCCCCCAAAACUGUCCGGCACAGAGCUGCAGGAGAUCAGCCAGCUGAUCGGGCUGGACCCCAGCACUCUGGAGCAGGCGCUGUGCUCACGCACUGUGAAGGUGCGGGAUGAGAGCGUGCUGACUGCGCUCAGCGUCUCCCAGGGCUACUACGGCCGUGAUGCAUUGGCCAAGAACAUCUACAGCCGCCUGUUCGACUGGCUGGUGAACCGCAUCAACACCAGCAUCAAGGUGAAGCCAGGAAAGCAGAGGAAGGUGAUGGGAGUCCUGGAUAUCUACGGCUUCGAGAUCUUCCAGGACAACGGCUUCGAGCAGUUCAUCAUCAACUACUGCAACGAGAAGCUGCAGCAGAUCUUCAUCCUGAUGACGCUGAAGGAGGAGCAGGAGGAAUACGUCCGAGAGGGCAUCCAGUGGACGCCAGUGGAGUUUUUUGACAACAGCAUCAUCUGCGACCUCAUUGAGAACAGCAAGAUUGGAAUCCUGGCCAUGCUGGACGAGGAGUGCCUGCGGCCCGGCACCGUGAACGAGGACACCUUCAUCACCAAACUGAACCAGAUCUUCGCCUCCCACAAACGCUAUGAGAGCAAAGAGACGCUGAACGCCAAACACGUCACCGACGUCAGCCUGCCGCUGCGCUGCUUCCGCAUCCACCACUAUGCUGGGAAGGUGACCUACAACGUGACAGGCUUCAUCGAGAAGAACAACGACCUGCUGUUCCGUGACCUGUCCCAGGCCAUGUGGGCCGCCCGGCACACUCUGCUGCGCUCCCUCUUCCCCGAGGGUGACCCCCAAAGACCCUCCCUCAAACUGCCCCCCACCACCGGCUCCCAGUUCAAGGCAUCUGUGGCGACGCUGAUGAAGAACCUCUACUCCAAGAACCCCAACUACAUCAGGUGCAUCAAACCCAAUGACACCAAGACAGCAAUGCUCUUCACUCCGGAUCUGGUGCUGGCUCAGGUGCGCUACCUGGGGCUGAUGGAGAACGUGCGGGUACGGCGUGCAGGCUACGCCUUCCGCCAGCUCUACCAGCCCUUCCUGAAGCGCUACAAGAUGCUGAGCAGGAGGACCUGGCCCCACUGGAUGGGCAGUGACAGGGAGGGCACUGAGGUGCUGCUGGCGGAGCUGAAGUUCCCCCCCGAGGAGGUGGCGUACGGCCACACCAAAAUCUUCAUCCGCUCGCCACGAACUCUCUUUGACCUGGAGAAGCGGCGCCAGCAGCGCGUGGCCGAGUUGGCCACCCUCAUCCAGGCGACGUUCCGCGGUUGGCGCUGCCAGAAGCGGUACCAGCUGAUGCGCAAGAGCCAAAUCCUCAUCUCCGCAUGGUUCCGCGGCCAUGCGCAAAGGAACCGGUACAAGCAGAUGAAGCGCUCGGUGCUGCUGCUGCAGGCGUACGCACGGGGCUGGAAGUCCCGCCGGCUCCUUCGGGAGCUGAAGGUUCAGCGCCGCCGCCAUUUGGCCGCCAGCACCAUUUCUGCAUACUGGAAAGGGUAUCAGACCCGCAGGACGUACCGCCGCUAUUUCCGCUCCGACGCCCGCACGCGUCUGUCCAACUUCAUCUACCGGCGGAUGGUGCAGAAGUACCUCAUGGGGCUGCAGAAGAACCUCCCCCCGAUGGCAGUGCUGGACCGGACCUGGCCCCCUGCACCCUAUAAGUUCCUGUCUGACGCCAACCAGGAGCUGAAGGGCAUCUUCUACCGCUGGAAGUGUAAGAAGUACCGGGAGCAGCUCUCCCCGCAGCAGCGCGCCGUGCUGCAGGCCAAGCUGUGCGCCAGCGAGCUGUUCAAGGACAAGAAGGCGCUGUAUGCACAGAGCCUGCAGCAGCCCUUCCGUGGUGAGUACCUGGGCCUGACGCAGAACCGCAAGUACCAAAAGCUGCAGGCGGUGGCCAAGGAUAAGCUGGUGAUGGCCGAGGCGGUGCAGAAGGUGAACAGAGCCAACGGGAAGACGGUGCCGCGGCUGCUGCUGCUCACCACCGAGCACCUGGUGCUGGCGGACCCCAAAGCAGCGCAGCCCAAAAUGGUGCUCAGCCUCAGCGACAUCCGCGGAGCCUCCGUCAGCCGCUUCUCCGACGGGCUGCUGGCGCUGCACCUCAAGGAGACGUCCACUGCUGGGGGUAAAGGUGACCUCCUGCUGGUGAGCCCCCACCUCAUCGAGCUCGUCACCCGCCUGCACCAGACCCUGAUGGAUGCCACCGCGCAGGCGCUGCCGCUGAGCAUCGCCGACCAGUUCUCCACGCGGUUCCCCAAGGGCGAUGUGGCCGUCACCGUGGUGGAGUCGGCCAAAGGCAGCAGCGACGUCCCGGUCUGCAAGAAGCGUGGCAGCCACAAGAUGGAGAUCCUGGUUCACUGAGAGGGGGAGGUGGGGGACCGGGGGUCCACCACACCCCCCCUGCACCGCACGGGAACUGCUGCCAUCCCAUUAAACGUGUUCCGGUGUCCGUAUGUGGGGGCUGUCAUC